Melopsittacus undulatus (budgerigar) is the source of this 2840-nucleotide messenger RNA. RefSeq names its product phosphofurin acidic cluster sorting protein 1. The transcript has 24 exons. Bases 36 to 2555 code for a protein of 839 amino acids. The record is from RefSeq and is a predicted model, not a curated record. Lineage: Eukaryota; Metazoa; Chordata; Aves; Psittaciformes; Psittaculidae. Gene Ontology annotation, molecular function: transmembrane transporter binding. Gene Ontology annotation, biological process: protein localization to plasma membrane.
CUGUGGGGCCGGGGCCCGGUCCGCGGCCGGUGCAGAUGAACCUGUACGCGACGUGGGAGGUGGACCGGAGCUCCCCCAGCUGCGUGCCCCGGCUGUUCAGCCUCACCCUGCAGCGCCUGGUGCUGGUGCGGGAGCUGGGCAAGGACCUGGGCUCCGUGGUCAUCGCCGUUAAGCUGCAGGGCUCCAAGCGGAUCCUGCGCUCCAAUGAGAUCCCAUUGCCAGCUGGGACCCCCGAGACCGAGCUCCAGCUCACGUUCUCCCUACAGUACCCCCACUUCCUGAAGCGGGACAACAACCGGCUCCAGGUGAUGCUGCAGCGACGGAAGCGCUACAAGAACAGGACCUUCUUGGGGUACAAGACCCUGGCUGUGGGGCUCAUCAACAUGGCUGAGGUGCUGCAGCACCCCAGCGAGGGGGCCCUGGCGCUGGUGCUGCACCGGGCGGUGAAGGAUGCUCCAGUGCCCGUGGCCGAGAUCAGGGUGAACUCCCUCUCCAGCCAACCCAUUGACCAGGAGGCCAAGGGCAAGCUCUCGGAUCGCUCCCCUGACAUUGACAACUACUCAGAGGAGGAGGAGGAGAGCUUCUCCUCAGAGCAGGAGGGCAGUGAUGAUGCUCUGCAUGGGCAGGAUCUCUUCUAUGAGGAAGAGGAGCUGCCCAAGGUGAAGAAGACGCGGAGGAAGCUGAUGGCAUCCACCCGGCAGCCCAACAUCAAGCAGAAGUUCGUGGCUCUGCUGAAGCGCUUCAAGGUGUCGGAGGAGGUGGGCUUCGGGCUGGAGGCCGUGGCCGGUGCCCGGAUGCGUUCGGUGGCCGAGGACCUGGACGAGCUCUAUGACACCCUCGAGAUCUUCAACCCCAGCGACAGCGGCGCCGACAUGGACGACACGGACAGUGUGCUGAGCACCCCCAAACCCCGCCUGCGCCCUUUCUUCGAGGGGCUCUCGCAGUCAAGCUCACAGACAGAGAUGGGCAGCGAAGGAGCCCCCCCGGCAGAGCCUGGGGCCAAGGGCGGCCGCAGACCCCCCGAGGAGGGGGUGCAGGACCCCGAGGGGCUGGACCCCCGGGGGGACCCCGAACCCCUGCCUGAGCCCGGGGGGGGCCCCGAGAAGCUGCGGACCCCCCUGCGGGGCAGCAAAGGGGAGGCAGCAUCACCCAGGGCGGAUGUGGGGGGGGCCCCCCCUGGUCGGGGCCGUCGGGGCACCCCCCAACGUGAGCGGGGCCCCCCCCGACCCCCCCCCGGUGAGAGGAACAACAGCUCCGAUGGGGGGGAGCGGUCCCCGGAGCUGGCCCCCCCCAGCGCGCAGGUGCCCGCCCCGGGCCCCCGCAGAGCAGUAUGGGAGCAGUUGGGGCGGGCGCUGGGGCCGGAGCCAGGGCUGCCCGAGAGCCUCGUUCUGGUGCAGAGCGGCCAUUGGCAGGGACAGUGGGUGUCGGAGCUGCUGCAGGCACAGGGUCAGGCACCGGUGGGGGCCACGGGGGGGGAGCUCCCGGCGCUGCUGUCGGCGCUGCUGAGCCGCAUCCAGCGCCUGUGCCACAGCUCAGCGCUGCCCCCCCGGGUGCUGAAGGUAGCAGCCGUUGGGGGCUCCGGGUUCCACAGCGCCCUCCUGCGGGCGUUCGUGCGGCUGCUGAGCACCCGCAGCCCCGAGUGGCCGAGUUACCUGCGCUUCCUGCCCGUGCCCCUCGGCCCGCACCCAGUGGCUCAGUACCUGGGCUCUGUGGAUGGGCGCUAUGGGGCAGCCUUCCUGGACCCCCCCUGGCGAGAGCUCUUUGGGCGCAGCGAGCCCCCCCCCACCGAGCCGUUCAGUGUGGCCGGGCGCAUCCUGGGGUACGUGGCUGGGGCCGGGGUCACCCUCGCGCUGCCGGUGGCUGAGGCCAUGCUGACCUGUGGGCACCAGCUCCCCGAUGAGGACUCCUACCAGAAGUUUGUGCCCUUUGUGGGGGUGGUCAAGGUGGGGCUGGUCGAGGACCCCCCAACAGCUCCAGGUGAUGGGGACGAGGGGCCCCCCCCGGGGCUCACGGUCCCCUCCCCAUCCCCCCCCGGGGGACCCCGUGAGGCUGCAGCGACCCCCCCAGCAUCACCCUCCAUGGCCGGCGGCACCAUGGGCUCCUCGGGGGACGCCAUGGGCCUGCAGGUCGAUUACUGGGGGGGGGCACCCAUGGGUGCUGCCGAGCGGCGGCGGGAGGGGGAGCGGCGCGAGGCCGGGGGGGGCCCCCCCAAGACCACCCUGAGGGGAACCUUCCGCUCGCUGCUGGUGACGAGGCUGCCCCCCCCCGGGGACCCCCCCACGGGCACCAUGGCCAUGACCCUGGUGAGCAGGGAGAAGAACAAGAAGGUGCCCACCCUGUUCCUGAGCAAGCGCCCGCGGGAGCCGGAUGCCAAGAGCCUGGUGGUGGAGGGAAUCACUCGGCUCAUCUGCUGCCCCCGGCAGCCCCCGGCCCUGCUGGCGGUGACGGUCGAUGGGACCCAAUGGGACGACAUCAAGUUCUUCCAGCUGGCAGCUCAGUGGCCGUCCCACGUCAAGCACUUCCCUGUCGGCAUCUUUGGGACCAAAGCCCCCUGAGACCCCCACCCAUGGGUGCCCCCCCCCACAAGGGCCAUCACCCCAUUGGGACACCCAUCGCUUCUGCCAACCCCCCCCCCAUGAGCACCCAUGGGUGCAGGCACCCACUUACAGGAACCAAGAGCACCCAUGGGUGCCAGGAACCCUGCUCAGCACCAGUGCCAUGCACUCCAAGAGCACCCAUGGGUGAUGGGACAACCCCCCCACAAGUGCCACUGCCACUCCCCCCUCAAAGCACCCAUGGGUGCUUCCCCCCCCCGUAUCCCCCAGCACCCAUGGGUGCCC